Molecule: messenger RNA, 3832 nt
Organism: Mangifera indica (mango)
Lineage: Eukaryota; Viridiplantae; Streptophyta; Magnoliopsida; Sapindales; Anacardiaceae
Product: UBP1-associated protein 2A-like
Exons: 2
Coding region: 117-1541 (474 amino acids)
Molecular function (GO): RNA binding
Source: RefSeq, a predicted model, not a curated record
UGCCGAUGGGAAUGCAUUUGUCUGCAAACGAAACCUAAGCCCAAACCCUAACCCUAAUCAUAACCUUCUCCUCCGGAUUCAUUCUCACCCUCUUCUGUUGAUUAAAUCAUCAAUCAAUGGCAAGGAAGCGAAAGCACGACUCCAAAACCACUGAACCAACUGAACCUCCACAAAAACAACUCCAACAAGAGCCAUCGAAAGAAGAACAACAAACUGUUGCUGAAGAGCCUGGAGCAGAAAACAACGAAGACGUCGAAUAUGAAGAAGUCGAAGAAGUAGAAAAAGAAGAGGAAGUGGAAGAGGAAGAAGAAGAGGAGGAGGAGGAGGAGGAGGAGGAGGAAGAAGAAGAAAAUGAUGGCGAAAAUCAGGAGACAGCAAACACCUCAGGAGCAGAUCAGAGAGACGAUGAGGACGAUGAGCCGAUAGAGAAGCUUCUAGAACCUUUUAGCAAGGACCAGCUUGUAAAUCUGCUCCGUGAAGCUGCUGAAAAGAAUAGUGACGUGGCUCAUCGGAUUCGCGAAGUAGCCGAUGAGGAUCCAGCUCACCGGAAGAUAUUUGUGCACGGUCUUGGCUGGGACACAAAGGCCGAGACUUUAAUUGAUGCGUUCAAACAGUACGGUGAGAUUGAGGAUUGCAAAGCCGUUUGUGAUAAGGUCUCUGGGAAAUCCAAGGGUUAUGGUUUCAUUCUGUUCAAGACGCGAAGUGGGGCGCGUAAGGCACUUAAGGAGCCACAAAAGAAGAUUGGGAGUCGGAUGACGUCUUGCCAGCUGGCCUCCGUUGGCCCUGUGGCGUCUCCUGCUCCCAGUAUGACGCAGCAUCAUCAUCAACAGCCACAGCCGCAGCCAGUGUCUGAGUAUACUCAAAGAAAGAUUUUUGUUAGCAAUGUUUCGGCGGAGUUUGAUCCACAGAAGUUGCUUGAGUUUUUCUCCAAGUUCGGGGAGAUUGAGGAAGGACCGCUGGGUCUGGAUAAGGUCACUGGAAAGCCUAAAGGGUUUUGUUUGUUUGUUUAUAGGACAGUUGAAGCUGCCAAGAAGGCUUUGGAGGAGCCGCACAAGAAUUUUGAAGGUCAUGUUUUGCAUUGCCAGAAGGCUGUUGAUGGACCGAAACCUGGAAAACCUCUGCACCGCCAUCACCAGAAUGCACAGAAUCCACAUUUCCAGAGAAAUGACAAUGCAGGUUAUGUCGGUGCUGCAGCACGACCUGGCCACUUAAUGGCACCGUCUGGACCUGGGGUUGGAGCUGCAGCUGCACAGGCAUUGAACCCUGCUAUUGGACAGGCGUUGACAGCUAUACUGGCAACUCAGGGUGCUGGAUUGGGGAUCAACCCGGCAAUUGGGCAGGCUUUGCUGGGACUGGGCUCUGCUGCUGGUGCAGGUGCUGGAAUGCAGGGUGCAUAUGCAAAUCAGGCAGUUAGUCCUGGGGUCAUGACAGGGUAUGGGAACCAGGGUGGCUAUCCAAAUCAGCAAAUGGCACAAGGUGGGUCUGGAAGGGGCCAGCAUGGCGUCAACCAGUAUGGUGGCGCCCCAUACAUGGGCCAUUAGGUGUUCCUCAGGUAAUCUUCUGUGCGGGUUGAUUGGUCCUUUUACAAUCUUAUCUGCUGUCUUCCAAUUAACUUAAAAUAUUAUGAAAACUAUAUUUUUAAAAGCAUGCCGAUUAUUAUAUUUUUUGGGAAAAUUUCCUAGAUUUGUCCUUUGACCAGUAAGAACCUUUAAAGUAGUGUCUGUGAUAUGGGAUUUGAUGUGGUCUUGUUUUUUCUACUGUGGAAUUAAAAUUGGAUUGAAAAAAUGUUUAUCUGGGACUAGUUGCUAAAAAACAAAAGUUGCCAUUCACUUAAUUGUUUGUCUGUCAUAUAAAUUAGGAGUUUAAACUUUAAAUAGUUUGUUUUAAUCAAAAGUUUCUGAAGACAUGAUUUUUUGAGUCAUUGGCUAUUUUGUAAAAACUUUCAAUUUCAGUUGAGGUGCAAUAAUAUGUUUUAGUUUUCAUAAAUCCAUUAUCAUAUCUACCAAAGGGGAUUGCCUGAGAUGGACAUUUUCACCACUGUGGAUAGAGAGAACCAUGUUCCAUGGAGUGGAAGGUAUGGAUUUUAACUUACAAUCUAAUAUGAGAGUUGCGAUAUUGUACUAUUAAAAGCUUUGAAGGUUCCCAUGUGGCCAUGGAGUUUUGAGUGCUUUGCUCUUGUUAUUACCUCUUUUACAAUGUUGUCAGUGCAUUUUUUAUGUUGGCUUAGUCUCUCUUUAGGUUUGACUAAAAUAUAAAAGAUGCCUUAACAUCACUUGUUUCUUGGUGGUGAUAGUGAGUUUGGAUAGCCAUAAGCUAUCUAAUGGAGUGUUAUGGAUUUAUGGGUUGAUAUUUCUUGAAGUUUAGACUAGAGAAAUCAGUCAGAAGGAUUUUUGAGGGAUAAACAAUGUGUAAAGGCAAGUGUAUUUAUAGUCCUUGCAUAUUUUUUUUCAAUCUGUGGUUGGACUGUCUUUUCCUUAACAUCUGAACUUUAAUUUUCAAUAUUCAACAUUUAUUUGCCUUAAUCCAAAUGUAUAGAGAGUUGAUAAGUUUAUAACAUUGAGGAUUUUUUUACCUAUAACUUAUUCUUUAAUCCACUCUUGCAUUCACCAUAUGACGUCUAAUUGUAUGGGUAGCAGCUGAAACCUAACUUCCACUUUUGCUUGUUUAGAAAUGUCUGAAAUGAUGUGCCACAUAUAGAGAAUGAUACUAGGAUAUUAGUUUCUAUCCAUUUGCAUUUCUUCUUCUUCUUCUUCUUCUUCUUUUUUUUUUUUUUAAUUUUGAUCUCUGAAGCCUAUUUUGCAAUAGAAAAUUCUUUCAAUGCCCCUAAAGAAGUAUUUGGUAAAAUAGAUCUUUAGUCAGUAUUACAAGUUGCAGUAUUUUUUAGCUCAACCUUUCUGAUUGUAGUUAGAUGCACCAAAAAACAAAAACAAGACAAAAUGACAGUUACGCUUACAAAUUUGGAGCUUUAGCAUAAUCUUCUUACAAUCAUUAGAAUAAAUAUAAGGGAGUUCCCUCCUAAUUGUAUGAUAUGGCUUAGUGGUCUUUGAAAUUCUAAUUUUUUUGGAUGCAGAUAUGAACCAGUUUCUUGUAAACGAUGCUUUUACUUGUUUACAUUGAUGUUUCCUGUAUUUUAUGCCCAGUUUUUCUAUUUUGUCCUUCCAAAUACAUCUUCCCAGCUGUGGGAAUUGCUUUCAAGCAUUGCUGUCAUUAUAUUCAUAAUCCUGUGCAUACAUUUUGGUUUUGUUUAGUUGGAUUGAGCUUAUUUGGGUAAGCAAUCUUGCUUUUUCAAAUUAUGAUUUACAUGAAUGCACUUCAACUGCAUACUGUUAUAAGGUCAAAUGACAUUUACCAUUGACAGUUUAAAUUAAGCCAAUCGUUUUAACCCAUGGGCUUGCUUUCAUCACUAAAGUGAUUGAGUUGUGAGGUCGAGGCUAGAGUGAACUUCUGAACCUCUUUUCAAGUACCAAAUUAUAUCUUAUCCAGCUAAUUUUUAGUAGGCAAAUGGGAUUUAAAUUUGUAUUGUUAAUUGUCAUUGAAAGCGGUAGGAAGAACAAGAGUUGGUGAUUUGAGAAUUGUUAAGAUUUCUAAUGGCGCUAACCCUUUGCAUUUUUGAUGGCAUAUUUACUUGCUAGAUUUUUAUAGUAGGAGUGAAUGGUGUUUGGCGCAUCUCAUUUGGAACCUUUAGAAAGUGUGGAAGGAGGAUAUAAUGUCAAUGGUUAGUACUAUGAAUUUGUUGAAUGUUUGAUCAAUUCUUCACUAUGUAUUUGUUGACCUCUUGACAAACUAUGAUCCUCUUGUUGUUGAUAAAGAAAAUUACAAAAAAAUUAUGUGA